AAAUUUGAUUAAUACUUUAUUUAGGAAAAUGAAUGAUGAUGCUCCAGUUAUUUAUGGUGUAGAAUACCAAGCAAGAUCGUUAUGCGCUCAACAAGGUGAAACAGAAUCAAUUCGAUUUCUUGUGGGCACACAAUCCUUAAAGUCAGAUAAUCAAAUUCACCUAAUUGAUUUUGACGAUGAAAGUAACAUUAUAAGCAAGUACAUCUUUCUUCAUUCUCCUGGAGAAAUAUGGAACAUUGAUGCAUGUCCAGCAGAUAAAAACAUUUUAGCAACAUGUUAUAACACCAUCAAAGAUGGAAAGACAUGCACGAGAGCUUCUGUGUGGAGAAUGCCUCCACUUGAUGAAAUGGAGCCACCUGCGUUCAACGAUAUGUCAAAUGAUGGCUCCUCCAGUAACUACACUUCAUUACGUUGUGUAUCUGAUUUAGAAACCGGGCAUGGUGAUGUUAAAAAGGUUUUAUGGAAUCCAUGUGGUGACAGUAACAAAAUGUUAACCAUCUCCGAGCGCCAUGUUGAUUUAUGGAUUUCAAAUAGUGGUGAGGUGCGUCACACUGAUACCAUAACAUUAGAUGGCAAAGCACAACUUCAUUUCAAUGUUGGUCGAUUCAACCCCCAUCAUGGAGGGUCACAGAUUGCUACAGGUAUUGAUACGUCAAUAAAAGGGUAUGACUUGAGAAGUAUGUCUCCUUCGUUUACUAUUGAAAACGCGCACAGUCAAAUGAUUAGAGACCUUGAUUUCAAUCCGAACAAACAGUAUUAUUUUGCAAGUUGUUCGGAUGAUUGUAAAGUUAAGUUUUGGGAUACUAGAAAUACACAUGAACCUUUAAUGAUUCGUGCAGACCACUCCCAUUGGGUGUGGAGUGUAAGAUACAACAACUUUCAUGAUCAAUUGGUGUUAACAUCUAGUAGUGACAGUCGUGUAAUAUUGUCUAACAUUGCAUCGCUGUCGUCAGAACCUUAUGGUCAUAUAGACGAGGAUGAAGAUGAUAAUGAAAAAGUACCAGAUGUUGACCGUGUCAUUAGUACUUUUGAUGAACACGAGGAUAGUGUGUAUGCCGUGGAAUGGUCUAGUGCAGAUCCAUGGGUGUUUGCAUCUCUUUCGUAUGAUGGACGACUUGUUGUUAAUCGUGUACCUAGGGCUGAAAAAUAUAAAAUUUUGCUUUAAGUGUUUUUUAUGUUCUUUCUUUUGUGUUCAGAAUUUUACGAUAUUACUUUUAUAUUAAAAAGCUGUGGUUUUGCUUGCAAUGUGUUUUAUAAACUCUGUCUUAUCUUCCUUAAAUUAAAUUAAUUUUUAUUUGUGGUGGUCUGUUUUUUAUCUUUUUUUUUAUAUAUGAAAUGUAGAAUCGCAAAAUACACUGCAUGUUAAUGUAAACAACGAGUUGUUGUUGCCUUUAUGUUAGAAUGGUGUAUAUAUGUGAACUCUGUUCUCAUUCGGUGAUGAUUCACUUUAUGUAUUGUAUAUGCAAAGAGCAAGGGAGUGUAUAGAUUGUACACAGCGGAACACAGGCUUGCCACCUGUCUAAUUUCUUUAGAUCUUAGUUAUAAAUCUUUUUAUCUUCAAUUACAGUCAAAUUCUCUUUGAAGAUGUCUAUUGAUUUUCUCAA
Molecule: messenger RNA, 1604 nt
Organism: Hydractinia symbiolongicarpus
Lineage: Eukaryota; Metazoa; Cnidaria; Hydrozoa; Anthoathecata; Hydractiniidae
Product: EARP-interacting protein homolog
Exons: 1
Coding region: 29-1165 (378 amino acids)
Biological process (GO): protein ubiquitination
Molecular function (GO): protein binding
Source: RefSeq, a predicted model, not a curated record